Passer domesticus (house sparrow) is the source of this 1846-nucleotide messenger RNA. RefSeq names its product CD276 molecule (gene CD276). Gene Ontology annotation, biological process: regulation of cytokine production; T cell receptor signaling pathway. The record is from RefSeq and is a predicted model, not a curated record. Gene Ontology annotation, molecular function: signaling receptor binding. Gene Ontology annotation, cellular component: external side of plasma membrane. Lineage: Eukaryota; Metazoa; Chordata; Aves; Passeriformes; Passeridae.
CCGCUCUCCGCUCUCCGCUGGUGCCGGGGGCCGCCGCCCCGCGCUGCCGCCGCCGCGGGCCCGCUCAGGAUUCCCAGCGGAUCCUCCCGCCAGGAUUCCUGCUCCCGCAUCCCGGCUCUCCCCGUGCCAAGGAUGCCCUUCCCGCUGCUCAUCCUGGCACUCGGCCUGGCAGGUGCCAUGGAGAUCCAGGUGCCCGAGGAGCCCGUGGUGGCCCUGUUUGGCCACGACGCCACCCUGCUGUGCUCCUUCUCUCCGGACGCCAACUUCAGCGUGGCCGAGCUGAGCCUCAUCUGGCAGCUGACGGACACCAAGCGCCUGGUGCACGGCUUCUCGGGGGGCCACGACCAGCUGCAGGACCAGGGCCGCGGCUACGCCAACCGCACGGCGCUCUUCUACGACCAGCUGGCCCGGGGCAACGUGUCCCUGCUGCUGCGCCGCGUGCGCAUCGCCGACGAGGGCAGCUUCACCUGCUUCGUGCGCGUGCACGACCACGACAGCGCCGCCGUGGCGCUGCAGGUGGCGGCUCCCUACUCCAAGCCCAGCGUGCACCUGGAGCCCAGCAAGGACCUGAAGCCGGGUGACGUGGCCGAGGUGACGUGCCACGCGUCCCGCGGCUACCCCGAGGCCAGCGUGCUGUGGCAGGACAGCCGGGGUGCCAACCUGACUGCCAACGUCACCACGUGGCAGGUGGCCAACGAGGAGGGGCUCUUCGAGGUGCGCAGCGUCCUGCGCGUGCUGGUGGAGCCCAGCGUCACCUACUCGUGCCUGGUGCUCACGCCGCUGCGCCAGCACGGCCACGCCUCGGUCACCAUCACGGGCCAGCCCCUGGCAUUCCCGGCGGUGGCCCUGUGGGUGACAGUGGCCCUGGCCGUGUGCGUGGUGGCCCUGCUGGGCGUCCUGGCCUUCGUGUGCCACCAGAAGAUCCGCGAGAGCUGCCGGGAGGACGAGGAGCGCGCGGGGCCAGAGGAGCGGGAUGAGGAGGGGGAGGAGCCCAAGACAGCUCUGCAGCUGCUGGAAAACACGGAGAGCAGAGAGGCUCGGGAGCAGGAGAUCGAUUGACGGCAGCCCCGGAGCCCGGCCCCGCCCGCGCGUCCCCGAGCGAGCGGCGACACCGCCGGGGAGGUGACACCCCCGGGCUCUGACACCUCCGGGACAGUGACAUCCAGGCUUGUGACACCCCCGGGGAGGUGACACCUCCGGGACAGUGACACCCCCGGGGAGGUGACACCCCCAAGGAUGUGACAUCCAGGGCUGGUGACACCUCCGGGCUGGUGACACCCCCGGGACAGUGACACCCCCGGGGCGCCCCGCAGGGAGGACCGGAGCUGCCGCCUCCCCCCUCCCAUUCCCGCUCCCCGCCUCCCGUCCUUCCCGGGAAGGCUGGGCUGAGGAUCUGCCCGGUGUCCCCGUGUCCCUCUGCGUGUCCCUCCCCGGGGGACAUUGCCGUUCCCUGCUCUGGCCCCGGGAAUGGCGGCGGAGCGCGGGGGGCUCCGGGAGCCCCUUCCCCCGCUCCUUUUCCCGCUCCCCGAGUCCCUCCGGACUCGUCCUGGCCUUACACGCUGGAUCCCGGCGGGGUUUGUCCCCCCGGAGCGAUCCCGGGGCGUUUUGGGAAGGGGGCACCCGCUGGCCGGGUGAGGUCCUGCCCUGGGGACAUCUCUGGGGACAUCCUGAGCUCGUCAUUCCUGUGGGAUUGGGGCGCGUCCCGGGGUCCCCCGAGCGCCGCUGGGGACAUGGGGACACCCCGAGUGCUGCUGGAGCAUCCCUGUCCCGCUCCGGAGCGCUUUAAAAUCCGGGAUCUGGAGGUUUCUCGUGCCUUGACAAAUAAAUUUGGGACCGUGUCGGUCGA